CGGUUUGAUUCUUUGUUUUUGUGUUUUAUGUGGACUUUUCAUCUCGUGGAAAGAAAAAAUAUGUUGACUUUGCAGUUUGUCUUUUAGGUGUGUAUACACUUGUAUGGUUCAUUAGUAUCUUUUUAGAUACUAUGGUGGAAGAUAUAUGGAUGAGUUGUGUUGCUAUUCUUCUCCAUAACUUUGUCAACCUUGUUAGUCUUGUUUUAUGGGGUUCCGUAUCUUACCUAGCUUCUAGGGGUAGUAAUCCUACCCCUAGAAGAAUUUAUUUCAAGGAACUAAUUAUAUGGAGUGUAAUGUUGAUUAUGAGUGUUGUUGAACUCAUUGUUUUUGUCUGCACCACAAACCCAUUAUCUGAAAAAAAAAAUCCCUCUCCAAGUACAAAAUGUUUUAAAAAUGUUGAUAGGUUAUACGCUAUUGUCAUCGGAGCUAUGACAGUUGGAGAAAACUGGGUGAUGAAAUAUUCAUAUUUCAACUACCGAAGGAAGAUGCCAGAAAAGGUUCGGCGGCUUGGAGGGUUGUAUGAAGAAAUGGUGGAAUAGUGCAUGGGGCUUUCUGAUAAUCAAAUAGAUCAUGUUGCAAUCGAAGAGUCAUUCACAACUUUUGUUUCGAGUGCAGAAAGUCAUGUGGGGAUUAAACUGAGGGCACCAAUGAGGCUGCCGGAAGCACUAGAGAGUGUGACGGAGGAAGUUGCAGAUCCAGGGAUUGUGCCGGAAGCUGAAACAGAGAUUGUGCCAGAAGCUGAAACAGAGAUUGUGCCGGAAGCUGGACAAGAGAUUGCAGUGUUUGGGGAUGGAAGCUCACUGCAAGAAGUUGGAAGCCUCCCACGCACAAGGAGUUUGCCACUGCCGGUACUGGAAUGUCGAGAGAGGCAACCUCCCAGACCCAAAAGUGAGGAGAUAAGAAGUCGUGGAAUGGCGGAGGUGUAAACACUGUGAGGUAGUGAGGUAGUAGUCAGCAGUAUUAGUUUCUUCCUUUUUCAUU
This is a messenger RNA of Cuscuta epithymum, 981 nucleotides long. Lineage: Eukaryota; Viridiplantae; Streptophyta; Magnoliopsida; Solanales; Convolvulaceae. The record is from the annotation of a GenBank genome assembly.